Helicoverpa zea (corn earworm) is the source of this 909-nucleotide messenger RNA. RefSeq lists its product as uncharacterized. NCBI's taxonomy places the organism in Eukaryota, Metazoa, Arthropoda, Insecta, Lepidoptera, Noctuidae. The transcript has 2 exons. The record is from RefSeq and is a predicted model, not a curated record. Bases 87 to 509 code for a protein of 140 amino acids.
UCAGCACCUACCUAUAUAGUGGCAGGCGCAACUUUGUCAACACACAACUUCGGCUGUGACUUGAAACCUACCAAGCGCCUACGCAUAUGUUCUGUGACAUCAUAGAUAUGAAAAUAUUGUUCGUUUCGUGUGUUUUGCUGUAUUUGGUGGCUGCGGAACCCAGGUAUCAUACUUGGAAUGGAAACGAGAUGUCGGUUCAAGAGUAUGUUCACAGGCCACCUAGAGAAGGAGAAAUUCAAAAUCCUUAUCCACCACCCGUGCUGACAGCAGGAGCUAUGAAACAGUUUUAUGAGAGGCAACGUUCUCAAGCAUCGUGGAGGCCCAAUAGACAGAGGACUACUCGUAGACCGAAUAGACCAAGUAGACCGAAAAGACCCAGUAGACCGAAUAGACCGAGAGGACCUACAAGACCAUAUCGUCGCCCUCAGCCUAGGAACCAACCAAGAUACUACAAUUACGGAUAUCAGAGGCCGAAACCUUAUGUCUUUGGAAGUCCCACAUUUUACUAGUGUUCUUGCCAAUCUUGAAAACUAUACUUAAAUGGUUUCAUUAGGACCAAUCUAAAGUUGUUUAUUAACAAAGUAUGUAUUUUAUUUCUCAUUUAAUUGCUUGUAAUAUAGUUUAGGGUGAAACGAUGAAAUGUAGAUAAGAUGGCGUCUUAUCCGCCCUGGAUCAGUGCCUGUCACACGGUCUUUCUGUCUCCAAGUACUCAAUUUCGAACAAAUAUCGAGAAUUUACAGUUAUUACACUUUUUAUACCUACUUUAAGAAUAUUGCACUAUAUAGGUACUUAUUACAGUGUUAUAUUAAUUAAAACUUUUGUUUCUGUUUCCUCCUCGCCGAAGGAUUAAAAAGUAGGUACCUACAUCUUUAACUUUAAUAAGUAAUGGCAAUAAAACACAAAGUACAG